Callorhinchus milii (elephant shark) is the source of this 1702-nucleotide messenger RNA. RefSeq names its product ATP synthase F1 subunit beta (gene atp5f1b). NCBI's taxonomy places the organism in Eukaryota, Metazoa, Chordata, Chondrichthyes, Chimaeriformes, Callorhinchidae. Gene Ontology annotation, biological process: proton motive force-driven mitochondrial ATP synthesis; proton transmembrane transport. Gene Ontology annotation, molecular function: ATP binding; ATP hydrolysis activity; proton-transporting ATP synthase activity, rotational mechanism. The record is from RefSeq and is marked provisional.
AGUCGCCAUGUUGGGAGCAGUCGGUCGCUGCAGUCAGGGAGCGCUCCGGGCCCUCAGGCCUGGGCUCGGCGCCGCGCAGGCGGUCAGAGGGGCCCCCGCUGCACUUUACACCAGAAGAAACUAUGCCGCUCAGACUGCCGCCAAGCCAACUGCUCACGGUCAGAUUGUCGCGGUCAUCGGUGCUGUUGUGGAUGUGCAGUUCGAUGAGGGGCUUCCUCCAAUUCUGAAUGCCUUGGAGGUGGCCGGUCGGGACAGCAGGCUGGUGCUGGAGGUAGCUCAGCAUCUCGGGGAGAGCACUGUACGUACAAUUGCUAUGGAUGGUACUGAAGGGCUGGUGCGUGGGCAGAAAGUUCUUGACACAGGUGCCCCUAUUAGAAUUCCAGUUGGGCCAGAAACUCUCGGCAGGAUCAUGAAUGUCAUUGGCGAACCCAUUGAUGAGAGAGGACCAAUCAACACCAAACAUCACUCUGCCAUCCACGCUGAAGCUCCCGAGUUUGUAGAGAUGAGUGUGGAGCAGGAGAUCUUGGUGACUGGUAUCAAGGUGGUAGAUCUGUUGGCUCCAUAUGCCAAAGGUGGUAAAAUCGGACUGUUUGGCGGUGCUGGUGUGGGUAAGACUGUACUUAUUAUGGAAUUGAUCAACAAUGUUGCCAAGGCCCACGGUGGCUACUCUGUGUUUGCUGGAGUGGGAGAACGCACCCGUGAAGGCAAUGAUUUAUACCAUGAAAUGAUUGAGUCUGGUGUCAUCAACCUGAAAGAUACAACAUCCAAGGUAGCGUUGGUGUAUGGUCAGAUGAAUGAGCCACCUGGCGCCCGGGCUCGAGUGGCAUUGACUGGGCUGACAGUAGCUGAGUAUUUCCGCGAUCAGGAAGGCCAAGAUGUGCUGCUGUUCAUCGACAACAUUUUCAGGUUCACUCAGGCUGGCUCAGAGGUGUCUGCUCUGCUUGGCCGUAUUCCAUCUGCUGUGGGUUAUCAGCCAACUCUGGCUACCGACAUGGGUACCAUGCAGGAACGGAUCACCACCACAAAGAAAGGAUCCAUUACCUCUGUGCAGGCUAUCUAUGUGCCGGCUGAUGAUCUGACUGACCCUGCUCCCGCCACCACUUUUGCUCACUUGGACGCCACGACCGUGUUAUCCCGUGCUAUUGCGGAGUUGGGUAUCUAUCCAGCUGUAGAUCCACUGGACUCUACUUCCCGUAUCAUGGACCCCAACAUCGUCGGGAGUGAACACUAUGAAGUGGCUCGUGGUGUGCAGAAGAUCCUGCAGGACUACAAAUCUCUUCAGGAUAUCAUUGCAAUCCUGGGUAUGGAUGAGCUGUCAGAAGAGGACAGGUUAACUGUGUCUCGUGCUCGUAAGAUCCAGCGUUUCCUGUCCCAGCCAUUCCAGGUUGCUGAGGUCUUCAUCGGACACAAAGGAAAACUGGUGCCCCUCAAGGAUACGAUCAAAGGAUUCCAGAUGAUUCUUUCUGGUGAAUAUGAUCAUUUACCUGAGCAAGCCUUCUACAUGGUUGGUCCUAUUGAAGACGUUGUUGCUAAGGCUGAAAAAUUGGCAGAAGAGCACUCUUAGAUUAACAUUGUAACAUCAGUGAUCAGUUGUAAUGUAAACUUGUAUGAAUGGCUUCAGAUCAUUGUCUUUGUGACAAACUGCAAGAUGUUAUUUAAUGUUUCUAAUGUGGAAAGAUGGAAAAUAAAACUUCCAACACUU